Calliphora vicina (urban bluebottle blowfly) is the source of this 531-nucleotide messenger RNA. Its product is annotated as mitochondrial translation release factor in rescue. The transcript has a single exon. Gene Ontology annotation, biological process: translational termination. Gene Ontology annotation, cellular component: mitochondrion. The record is from RefSeq and is a predicted model, not a curated record. Gene Ontology annotation, molecular function: translation release factor activity. The coding region runs from base 1 to 504 and encodes 167 amino acids. Lineage: Eukaryota; Metazoa; Arthropoda; Insecta; Diptera; Calliphoridae.
AUGAUUUCUUUGCUAACAAGAACUGUAGCUCAACAACUUAGAUUAACAUCAACUAUUUUCAAACCUUCAGCAAUUUGUUCUAACUAUGUAGCUAAUACUUUCCCACGCUUUAAACACCAACAGCUGGACUAUUCUCGUUAUCCCAAACUAAAUGAGGAAGAACUAGAGGAACACUUUACUCGUGGCAGUGGUCCAGGAGGACAAGCUGUUAAUAAAACCUCUAAUUGUGUUUUAUUAAGACAUAUACCCACAAAUAUAUUAGUUAAAUGUCAUACACAUCGUUUAGCCUCCCGUAAUAGAGUAGAAGCAAGAAAACUUUUGCUAGAAAAACUGGAUGCCCAUUACAAUGGUGAAAACUCUAUACAAGCCCAGCUAAAAACAUUUGAAAAUAAAAAAUCAGCCGAACGUAAAAGAAGGCAGAAUAAAUUGCAAGAUAUGAAACAAAAAUGGAAAGAACGCGAAGAGCAGGAUAAAAUAAUGGAAGUCACAAAAGAUAAAGAAUAAAGAAAAUAUAUUUGUACCUAUAAAUAA